AUGUCGUCUGCACUGAAGACAUACGGCCUCACAAGAGCAUUACGAAGCUCUGGUCUGUCCUCCAAAGUCUGUUCAAGAUGUUUACCAACUCUCCGGUCCCCGAGAAAUGCGAGGGCAUUGAGCACGACCAAUGCUAGAUUGACGUUGGCUGCUUUCAAGAUACCAAAAGUUUCUAACGAGCCUAAUCAUACCUAUGCGAAGGGCUCAGCACAAAGAGAGGGCUUACUGGCUACAAUUGCUGCUCAACAGAAGAAGGGUACCAUAGAAAUACCGCUCGUAAUAGGGGGUAAGGAGGUAAAAUCAUCACGGAGAUCUACACAGUACAACCCUUCCGACCACUCCACCGCGAUAGCGAACUAUUCCCUUGCUAGUCCCUCCGACGUCAACACAGCUAUCGAGGCAGCCUUGGCCGCCAAACCGGCAUGGGAGAAUCUCCCUUUCGCCGACAGAGCGGCUGUCUUCCUCAAGGCAGCUGAUCUGAUCUCCACCAAGUACCGAUACGAGAUCAUGGCCACGACCAUCCUCGGCCAGGGCAAGAACGCGUGGCAGGCCGAGAUCGACGCCGCCGCAGAGCUAUGCGAUUUCUUCCGCUUCAACGUCCAGUACGCGGAGGAACUGUACGCCCAACAGCCCGCCCACAACUCGGUUGGCUUGUGGAACCGCAUGGAAUACCGACCCCUCGAAGGCUUCGUGUACGCCGUCAGCCCCUUCAACUUCACCGCGAUCGGCGGUAACCUCGCCGGUGUGCCCGCGCUCCUCGGCAACGUGGUGAUCUGGAAGCCGUCUGACUCGGCCGUAGCAGCGGGCCACCUCGUCCACAAGAUCCUGCUCGAGGCGGGAUUGCCCGAGAACGUGAUCCAGUUCGUGCCCGGCAACCCGGUCGAGGUGACGGAGACGGCGCUCGCGCACAGGCAGUUCGCGGCGCUGCACUACACCGGCAGCACGGCCGUCUUCCGCCAGCUGUACGGGCAGAUCGGGCGGGGCGUCGCCGAGGGCCGGUACGCCGGGUACCCGCGCAUCGUGGGCGAGACGGGCGGCAAGAACUUCCACCUCGUGCACCGGUCGGCCGACGUGCGGAACGCGGUCGUGCACACGGUGCGCGGCGCCUUCGAGUACUCGGGCCAGAAGUGCAGCGCCACGAGCCGCCUGUACGUGGCGAAGUCGAUCUGGCCCGAGUUUAGGGAGCAGCUGGUGGCCGAGACGAACAAGCUGCGCGUGGGCGCGCCGUGGGAGCCCCAGACGUUCAUCGGCCCCGUCAUCCACGAGCCCAGCUUCAAGAAGCUGAGCGGCGUCAUCGACGCCGCGAAGGACGACCCCGAACUCGAGCUGCUGGCGGGAGGUAAGUACGAUGGUUCGAAGGGGUACUUCGUCCACCCGACCGUCUACCUGACGACGAACCCGGCGCAUAAGCUGCUCAGCAUGGAGCUGUUCGGCCCGAUCCUCACGGUCUACGUGUAUGAUGACGCGAAGGGCGGCGCUGAGAAGGCGUUCGCCGAGGCGUGUAAGUUGGUCGACGAGACGAGCGAGUACGGGCUCACGGGCGCCGUGUUCGCGCGCGACAGGCUGGCGAUCCGGGCCGCGGAGGAGGCGCUGCGGAACGCGGCGGGGAAUUUCUAUGUUAACUGUAAGAGCACGGGCGCGGUGGUGGGACAGCAGCCGUUCGGGGGCGCGAGGGCGAGCGGGACGAAUGAUAAGGCGGGCAGCGUGAAUAUUGUUAGUCGGUUUGUGAGCGUGAGGAGUAUUAAGGAGGAGUUUUUGCCGAGUACGGUGGUUGAGUAUGCUAGUAAUGAGGUUUAG
This is a messenger RNA of Annulohypoxylon truncatum, 1797 nucleotides long. RefSeq names its product delta-1-pyrroline-5-carboxylate dehydrogenase 1. Gene Ontology annotation, molecular function: L-glutamate gamma-semialdehyde dehydrogenase (NAD+) activity. The record is from RefSeq and is a predicted model, not a curated record. Lineage: Eukaryota; Fungi; Ascomycota; Sordariomycetes; Xylariales; Hypoxylaceae. Bases 1 to 1797 code for a protein of 598 amino acids. The transcript is spliced from 3 exons. Gene Ontology annotation, cellular component: mitochondrial matrix.